GGUGUUGAAGGAAACCCUCCGAGAACAGAGAAUUCAACUCAUAUAACCAUUAACUCAUCUCCACCAAGCUUCAACUACACUAAUACCAUUCUCCACCUAUUUUCAGAGCCAUGAGCAAAGCACCUCCAGAGAUGGAUAGAACUACAAGUCCCAUCUCUAGCAAAGCUCAUCAUCACCAUCUCAAACACCACCACCAUCGCACUCUCUCACCAUUCUCUUUCUACUCUCCCAAACUCUCUAUCUACAUCCUAGCCACCUGUGUCAUUCUCUUCAUUCUCUUCAAUAUUCAAUAUUCCCUCCAAACCCCACCAUCUAAUUCCCCAUUAUCAACCUCAUCAUGGUCUCUCAUGCAUCAAUGGCAGAGAGUCAUCAACACCACCACAACCACCCUAGCGUCUUCCUCCACCAACUGUACCAACGAGCUCAUAUCCUUGGCCGACAAGCUCCGCCACUCGGUAACAUUUCUCCCACUCAAAGAUCUACGAUACACACAAACCGCUCUUCAAGGCCACACCUGGUUCAUGAGCUCUAUGUAUGACACUCAUGAGGAAUAUGAGGUACAAUACCAACAAUUCCCUUCAGAAAACUCACAUGGCAGGCUUCUGUGCCUGAAAGGACGAGACAAGCAUGAUGGGUCUUGGAACUCCUACGCACUCGCAUGGCCAGACACUUUACCCUUUAAUGCCACCCUCAUGAAAGGCCUAACAUUUGUGUCAUACAAUCAUUACAACUAUGACAAUAUCUGGCAUGGUUUGUCAGCUAUGGUACCCUUUGUGGCAUGGCAUAACAAAAACAAAUGUGAAAUGCCCAAUAGGUGGGUUUUAUACCACUGGGGUGAGCUUAGGCUCAACAUGGGGUUGUGGUUAAAGACCUUAAUGGAGGCCACUUUUAAUGGGCCACCAUACAUUGAAGGAUUUGAAGGAGUACUUGGUGAUGAUGAGCCAGUUUGCUUUGAGAAAGCUGUGGUGAUGAGGCACAAUGAAGGAGGGAUGUCAAGGGAGAGAAGGAUGGAGGUGUAUGAUUUGAUGAGGUGCAAGGCUAGAAUGCACUGUAAUGUGAGCCUGGAGGGUAGGAUUAAUGCUGAGGUCAAUGAUAAAGGAGUGCCUGUGAUUGGGAUCACCAUGUUCAUGAGGACUGGUCCUAGAUCCUUCAGGAAUCAGACUGAAGUGAUUGGGAUCUUUGAGAGGGAGUGUGCUAAGGUGGACAGUUGCCGAGUUAUGGUGGCUUACUCCAACAAUCUCAGCUUCUGUGAGCAGGUGAAGCUGAUGAGCAUGACAGACAUUCUAGUAUCCCCUCACGGUGCCCAGUUAACCAACAUGUUCCUAAUGGACAGAAACAGCAGUGUGAUGGAGUUUUUCCCUAAAGGCUGGCUAAAACUUGCAGGCGUAGGCCAAUAUGUGUAUCAUUGGAUAGCUAGCUGGUCUGGGAUGAGACAUCAAGGUGCAUGGCGAGAUCCCAAUGGGGACAAAUGUCCCUACCCGGAAGACGAUCGCCGCUGCAUGUCCAUCUUCAAGAGUGGCAAAAUUGGACACAAUGAGACGUACUUUGGUGAGUGGGCUAGAAAUGUUUUGGCUGAAGUGAAGACUAGGAAGAUGGAAGAAGCCUCAAAGAAGAUCAGUUCUACUGAGUGUGCUUGUAGCUGAAUUGCAAUCUCAAGCGCAUUUCCUAUUCUAUAUACUUAUCUAUUUACGUAGAUUGUUCUACUUCAGGUUAUAAUUCCUCUUUUGUGCAGAACUGCAUCUAGAAUGAGAUAACUUUGAAAAAAAAAAAAAAAAAAAACCAUUUAACAAUAAGGUCAAAAUUGAAUUGUUCUUUCAUCAUUCCGGAUUUUUGUUCCAUGGUCCAUAACAAAGGAUGUUCAUGUGAUUCAUAUUCUGUACGUGCACCUCCACCUUCCUACGAGGCAACUCUUCAUUUGUAAAAUUAAUGAAGCACAUACAGAAUAUGAAUCACUUUUACUCCUUCUGUUUCUCUUCUACGCAGUGUUACUUCUCUUUCUA
Quercus robur (English oak) is the source of this 2000-nucleotide messenger RNA. RefSeq lists its product as uncharacterized. The record is from RefSeq and is a predicted model, not a curated record. The coding region runs from base 111 to 1643 and encodes 510 amino acids. Lineage: Eukaryota; Viridiplantae; Streptophyta; Magnoliopsida; Fagales; Fagaceae. The transcript has 2 exons. Gene Ontology annotation, molecular function: glycosyltransferase activity.